Messenger RNA from Paramormyrops kingsleyae, 1274 nucleotides. NCBI's taxonomy places the organism in Eukaryota, Metazoa, Chordata, Actinopteri, Osteoglossiformes, Mormyridae. The record is from RefSeq and is a predicted model, not a curated record.
UCCCUCUUUUUUGUACUGAUUGUCUGAUAAGUGUAUUCUCAGACACAUGCAUUGAUAGAAAAAUUUCGGGACGAAUUAACUGUGAAUCAACAGACAACUGUCUCCUCUCGCUGGACAUUACGGUGUCUUUUCGCAGUUCCAGGACAGUGAGCCAGAAUGAAUGACUUUGCCGUACUCUGCACGGGAAAGAAGAUGCCCCUUCUUGGCCUGGGAACAUGGAAAAGUGAACCUGGGAAGGUGAAACAGGCUGUGGUCUGGGCCUUGCAGGCUGGCUAUCGCCACAUAGAUUGUGCUUCCAUCUAUGGCAAUGAGGCAGAGGUUGGCCAGGCCUUGAAGGAGAUGCUGGGGUCACAGGGACUGAAACGGGAGGAGGUCUUUGUAACCUCAAAGCUCUGGAACACUCAACACCACCCUGAGGACGUGGAACCAGCCUUGUUGAAGACCCUGAAGGAACUGCAGCUGGAAUACCUUGAUCUGUAUCUCAUCCACUGGCCAUAUGCUUUCCAACGGGGUGGGGUUGUGUUUCCCAAGAAAGAGGAUGGCACCAUACUUUAUGAUGACAUCGACUACAAACUGACGUGGGCGGCCUUGGAGUGCUUGGUGGAGAAGGGGCUUGUGAAAGCCGUCGGCCUCUCCAACUUCAACAGCCGGCAAAUAGACGACAUUCUUUCCGUUGCCAAAAUCAAGCCGGCUGUGCUGCAGGUGGAGAGCCACCCGUACCUGGCACAGCCACAGCUGCUGGAGCACUGCCAGAAGCGCGGCCUGGUGAUGACGGCAUACAGCCCAUUAGGGUCUCCAGACCGGGCAUGGAAACACCCGGAAGAACCUGUACUUCUUGACGAGCCCGUGCUGGCAGAACUGGCUCGGAAGUAUAAUAAAUCCCCUGCACAAAUUAUACUCCGGUGGCAGACCCAGAGAGGAGUGGUAACAAUUCCCAAAAGCGUGACAGAGUCUCGCAUUAAAGAGAACAUACAGGUAUUUGAUUUUAUCUUGGAAGCAGAAGAAAUGGACAAAGUAUCAGGCCUGAAUAGAGGCUGGCGCUACAUUGUACCAACUAUAACUGUCAAUGGCAAGCCAGUUCCCAGAGAUGCUGAACACCCUCACUACCCUUUCAAUGAGCCCUACUGACCUCCUCUCAUGUCAUAUCAUAUUUUGUACAACUUCUGCAGACUCCUCAGCCUUAAAGCCUAUGCUGACUGGAGUGAACCCCGUUCUCAGAGUGUGCAUUAAGUUGAAUGUUGUGUGUUAAUGAAUAAAUUGAAAGAUGAGAAAGA